Messenger RNA from Paramisgurnus dabryanus, 4579 nucleotides. It is a transcript of the gene large2, whose product is annotated as LARGE xylosyl- and glucuronyltransferase 2. The record is from RefSeq and is a predicted model, not a curated record. Gene Ontology annotation, biological process: protein O-linked glycosylation via mannose. Gene Ontology annotation, molecular function: glucuronosyltransferase activity; xylosyltransferase activity. NCBI's taxonomy places the organism in Eukaryota, Metazoa, Chordata, Actinopteri, Cypriniformes, Cobitidae. Gene Ontology annotation, cellular component: Golgi apparatus.
UAGCUGCAGAUCAGAGCACAACGGCGAGCCAUUAACACUGUUCACAAGCUCCGAGACGUGGGAAAGAUGGACUAAUGUUUGUGCAAGAGACAGAAAAGCUGUUUAUGGAUGCGUUGAACUCCAAUCUUCUUCUAGAAGUGCUGCAUGGUAAGGACACGAUGCACACUUCUGUCUCUCUUUAAGGAAUCUCUGAUCCUUGGAGGCAUGGACUGCAUAUUAUUCCAACCUUCCCGGGACUCUUGCUUUAAGAUUUUGGAGCAUCUUCUUGUAGCUUGUUUCUAAGAGAAUAAGGGAUAUCUGUGUCACACACUGAUUUGAUCACUACCGAAGGUUCAGUCGAGGGUUCCUUCAGUUCUCUGUCCGUUUCUCUCUCUCUCGUUUCGUCUCUUUGUGAUCAUGCACUAAAAUCAUCAGUUCAUACAUUGAGGGCACACCUGUCUCUCAAAUUCACUCACUCGUGUGGAUGUAAGCAGAACUCUGCAGCCCGGAUUUUAAGCACCUUUGUCAUUUGUCCAGCAUGGAUAAAAGGAUUCCUGUAUACUUGCUCGCACAUUGAAUCUGCCUGCAUAUGACAAGGUGAAAAGGGUUCUGAAGACGUUAGGCUUAAGGCGCUUUCACUAAUCUCUCAGCCUGGGACAGCAGGCACGUUUUCUUCGCUUCUGAGUAAUUUCCAGAUUUCUGAAGAGAGGAUGCUGCAGGAGACUAGUGUUAGAGUAACCCCAACCUGAACACUCCUUACCCGUCCGGUCCUCCACAAUCCCAUGAUGCUCUGCCCGUGCCGAGGGAAGCUGAAGCUGCUGGUGGUUUCUCUCAGUUUCAUCAUCCUGUUCACCUGGCUCUACCUGCUCGUAGGGAACUCAGAAAACGGGCGCUCCCUGCUCCUCUCCGCGUGCCUGGUGGAAUCCACAGAAGCUAGGCUGCUGGAACGGGACGUCCUGGCAUCACGGGUUCGAGAGGUGGAGGAAGAGAACCGGCAGAUCCGGCUACAGCUGAGCCAAUCGCAGGGCCUGGCUGCCCAGCCUGCUGAGGGUAACUAUGGCAACCAACAGUGGGUGGCGUCGGCGGAUACCGGUCCGGAGGAUGUGGAGAACACGGCCGAGGAACGAGCCAAUCACAGCGAAUGUUCUCGCUCGCCCACUGCGGAGAAGUGUGAGUUGAUUCACGUGGCAUGUGUGUGUGCUGGUCAUAACGCCAGUCGGGAUGUGGUCACUCUGGUCAAAUCCAUCCUGUUCCAUAGGAGGAACCCCCUGCACUUUCAUUUCAUCACCGACACGGUAGCCAAUCAGAUCCUCAGCACUCUCUUUCAGUCGUGGAUGGUGCCGUCCGUACAAGUCAGCUUCUAUGAUGCGGAUGAACUGAAAUCGGAAGUGUCAUGGAUACCAAACAAACACUAUUCAGGAAUUUAUGGCCUGAUGAAGCUCACCCUCACCAAAGCUCUGCCAUUCAACCUUUCAAAAGUCAUCGUCCUCGAUACGGACAUCACCUUCGCAACUGACAUCGCCGAGCUGUGGGCCAUCUUCCGCAAGUUCACCGAGAAACAGGUGAUUGGUCUGGUGGAGAAUCAGAGUGAUUGGUACCUCGGUAAUCUGUGGAAAAACCACAAACCUUGGCCAGCCCUCGGACGGGGCUUUAAUACAGGUGUGAUUUUACUCUACCUUGAGAAACUGCGCAGGAUUGGCUGGGAACAGAUGUGGAGACUGACAGCGGAGCGGGAACUAAUGAGCAUGCUGUCAACAUCUUUGGCAGACCAGGAUAUAUUCAAUGCAUUCAUAAAACAAAAUCCAGUUCUGGUGCAUCAGCUUCCCUGCUUCUGGAAUGUACAGUUAUCAGACCACACCCGCUCUGAACAGUGCUACACAGAAGUGUCGGAUCUGAAGGUCAUUCACUGGAACUCUCCCAAAAAGCUGCGAGUAAAAAACAAGCAUGUGGAAUUUUUCCGUAAUCUUUACUUAACGUUUCUGGAGUACGACGGGAAUCUUCUUCGGCGAGAACUCUUUGGGUGUCCCAACCAGGCCAGCUCAGAGAGCAUAGCGCUUCAGCAGGCACUGGAGGAGUUAGAUGAGGAUGACCAAUGUUAUGACUUCCGGAGGGAGCGAAUCAUGUUGCACAGGGUUCACCUGUACUUCCUGCAGUAUGAAUAUACACCUACAGAUGAUGGCACGGACGUCACACUGGUCGCACAGCUCUCUAUGGACAGACUGCAGAUGCUGGAGGCCAUCUGUAAACACUGGGAGGGUCCAAUUAGUUUGGCCCUGUACAUGUCUGAUGCCGAAGCCCAGCAGUUUCUGCGCUAUGCUCAGGCAUCUGAAGUGCUCAAGAACCGCAAGAAUGUGGGUUAUCAUAUCGUUUAUAAGGAGGGGCAGUUCUACCCUGUCAAUCUGGUACGCAAUGUGGCACUCCGCAAUGCCAACACGCCCUACGUCUUUUUGACCGAUGUAGACUUUCUUCCCAUGUACGGACUCUACGAUUACCUCAGAAAAAGUAUUGUCCAACUGGACAUGGCCAAUACCAAGAAGGCCCUGGUCGUACCUGCAUUUGAGACGUUGAGAUACCGCCUUUCCUUCCCCAAAUCUAAGGCUGAGCUGCUGUCAAUGUUGGACAUGGGGACUCUCUAUACCUUCAGGUAUCAUGUAUGGACGAAGGGUCAUGCCCCAACCAAUUAUGCCAAAUGGAGGACAGCCACAACUCCAUACAAGGUGGAAUGGGAGGGAGAUUUUGAACCCUACGUUGUUGUACGACGAGACUGUCCUGAGUAUGAUCAGAGAUUUGUAGGCUUUGGCUGGAACAAAGUAUCUCAUAUCAUGGAGCUUGACGCUCAGGAGUAUGAUCUCAUUGUCUUACCAAAUGCCUUCAUGAUCCACAUGCCCCAUGCACCAAGCUUUGAUAUAUCGAAGUUCCGAUCCAGUCCAAGUUAUCGUUACUGCUUGACAACCCUAAAGGACGAAUUCCAUCAAGACCUUUCUCGAAAGUAUGGUUCUGCUGCUCUCAAGUACCUCACAGCACAGAGGAACAUCUGAAACCUGUUUCAAAUGUACUUUAGCAAACAGGAGAAUGGCUUGACUUAGCCUUUUUAAGCUUAGAGGCCAACAUGCUGCUCUGGUACAGGUGUAGGUGUCUAAGGAACAAGCUGUCCUGCUACAAACCCAUGUCUCUACUGAGUACAGACUAUAAAAUCUGAGCUUUAAUUAUUGUUUGUUAUAGAAAUUCAUACAGCAGCAAACUGUGAAAACCAAUGACAUCAGCAGCACACCCUUCUCAGAAUGGAUUAUGCCAAACGGGGUGAUGAAAACCUGACCAAACCUUUUAACCGUUUCAGCACAACGUAACAAAGGACAUCAGUAUGCAUUUGUGGAACGUUGUGAUGAGUCAGUUGCUCUACAGCCUGAAGACAACGGUCAUGAUCAAGACCUUUUUUUGACAAUCAGGGCUUUUUCUUUACUACAGAUCUAUGGCUAGUGGUCCAUGCUGCUACACAGCUUUGAACCUGACUAAAACCAUCCUAUGGAAUAUCAAAAGAGUGGAAAUUAACUUGAAAUAAAUGAGCUUUCCAAAUAUUCUUCUGCUGGACUGAAGUGUGGGAAGGGCAACAAGACAAAGGAACAUUUAAGCCUUAUAAUUUCCUUGAUAUUUAAAAUAUUUAAAAUAUUUUUCUUUGUUUUUAAUGAAGAUGAAAAAAGUGACUGAUUUACAGCCUAUGUAUGUUUUACAUUAUGAAAAAAAACACAUUAUUUUUUGAUUUAGAGACACUUGUGGACGUUGAAUGCUUGAUAGAUCUACAGAAAGUAUUUGUGUGUUGUCCUGGGGUUCUGAAUGUUAGAAAGACAUUUCUGUUAAGAAUGAUCAGUCUUCUGGUUAUGUAUAAGUGCUGCAUUUAUAAUUGUCACAUGAAAACGGCGCAUAUUAUAAGAUGCUUGACAUCCCGAAUCAUAGCAUAUGCCACUUUCUUAUCCUGAACCUACACCCCCAACUUCGUUGGGAAACUUCUUUUGCUUUACAGAUUUGCACUUUGUACUUUUACAGAAAACUAACAAUAUCAAUAUAAGCAUAUAAUUCUGUGUACAUUGACAUGGAGAUCCACACGAGGGACCAUAAGGAAAUGCGGCACCUGUUUCAGAUAUUUUCUCAAGGACUCAAUAACUGUUGUCAGUUAUAUAAUACACUUCUGUUAGGAUCAAACCUAUGUCAUAUUCUGGUCAGCCUCCAAUUGGAUAGGAUGAAUAUGAAAAAAAUUACAACCUGGAGCUACAGUAAUGUGAAAGCUUGUAUCAGUCUUUGUACCAAUCACUGUCACAAUGUAAUUCCCAGUAUAUCCCAUCUAAGUAACUCUUCUCUGGGUCAUAUUGAGUUCACCCUUCUUUCGCCAUCCAUGCCCUGGCACUCCAUCAGACUGUGCAGAUUUACGGUAAAUACCCGUGCCUUUGCUGUGUUGCGAAAACUGGAUAUUGAUUGUACUACUGUACGCAUCAGCGGGGCCUGCGAGUAUACAGGUACUCUAUUUAUUAUUGUUGACUUAAAUCAAUCAUAUUUUUCUAUGUAGGGGACAAAAGUGCUUUAAAUAAAUUUUCCCUGUUUCUAUAAA